AUGGGGCCACUCCGAUCUAUUCACGGGCAGGUCAGGGCACUUUUUGCACAAGCCUUGCACGACGGAUUCCCAUCUCUUCACCAAGACGCAGCAGUCAUAAAGGGCAAUCCGAAGUAUGGCGACUACCAGUGCAACAAUGCCAUGACAAUCUUCAAAGAGCAUGGAACAGGUCUGGGCUUCCAGACGCCCCUACAGGUGGCAGAAGCCAUAAGGGGAGCUUUACCAGCCAACGACAUCAUCGGCGAGAUAACUGUUGCACCGCCGGGUUUUGUCACAGUCAAAAUAAGUGAGCAAUGGAUCGCCAAAGAGGUCGGCCAGAUACUUCAAGGCGACGUAGAAUAUAAAGACUUGCCCAGAAAGAGAGUUAUAGUGGACUACUCAUCUCCAAACAUCGCCAAGGAGAUGCACGUGGGACACCUGAGGUCCACGAUCAUUGGCGAGUCGAUGCGCCGAGUUCUCGAGUUUUGUGGGCAUGAAGUCCACGGCCUCAACCAUGUUGGUGACUGGGGCACUCAGUUUGGCAUGCUCAUUGAGUACAUGAAAGAGGCAUAUCCCAACUUCCAGGAGCAACUUCCAGAAGUGCACGAUCUUCAAGAGUUUUACAAGGCCUCCAAGAAAAGAUUUGACGACGAUGCGGAGUUCAAGUCUCGCGCGCAGCUUGCCGUUGUCGAUCUGCAAGCUGGCGGCGAGUUUGCGAGAUCAGCCUGGCAAAAAAUUUGCGAAGUCAGCAGAGUGGCCUUCAACAGGAUAUACAGCAGGCUUGACAUCUCCAUUGAGGAACGAGGUGAGUCUUUCUACAACUCCUUGAUCCCACCUAUUGUGGAGGAGCUCAAGGUCAGGAAGAUCUGCACCGAGAGUGAAGGGGCGAUGUGCAUAUUUACGCCCAACAUCUCGUCGAUCCCUCUCAUGGCAGUCAAGUCUGACGGAGGUUUUGGUUACGACUCGACAGAUCUGGCAGCCGUUUACCAUCGGCUCUUCGUCAUGAGGGCGGACUGGGUGAUUUACGUGACGGAUCUUGGCCAGGAGCAGCACUUUCACAUGAUAUUCGACGCCGCCAAACAGGCAGGAUGGCACAAGCCCCCAUUGACACGUUGCGAUCAUAUGGGCUUUGGUGUGAUCCAGGGAGAAGACAAGAAAAAGUUCAAGACAAGGUCCGGAGAGACUGUGAAACUUAGCGACUUGCUGGACGAGGCCGUGCAGCGUGCUAGCCAGGAGAUCCAGCAAAGAGUCGAAGACCAGAGCAAGGAUGGUGGGGAAGCCUUCCUUACCGACCCAAAGGAGCAGAAGGAUGCCGCUGAAAAGAUCGGAAUGGCCGCAGUGCGGUAUUUCGACAUGAAGCAGAAUCGGACCACCAACUAUGUCUUCAAUUGGGAUCGCAUGCUCGAUGCCAAGGGGAACUCUGCAGUUUUCCUUUUCUAUGCCUACGCGAGGAUUCGUUCCAUCCAACGCAAGUCUGGCAUCGACAUGUCCAGCAUCCCUUCGAACCUCCUUGAGGUGAAGCACCCCUCGGAGAGGGACCUUGCGUUGAAGCUUUUGCAGUUUCCCGAAGUUAUUGAGGCAAUCCUGGCAGACCUACACUUGCACCACCUCACCGACUACUUGUGGGAGCUAUGCAACACCCUCACCGGUUUUUACAUGAAGUGCAAGGUUUUGGGCGAAGCAGCACAGUCCAGCCGGUUGCUCCUCUGCGAGGCUACUAGAAAGGUUCUCCUGAAAAGCUUCCAGCUUCUUGGGUUCACGCCGUUGGACAAGAUUUGA
Symbiodinium natans is the source of this 1758-nucleotide messenger RNA. The record is from the annotation of a GenBank genome assembly. Lineage: Eukaryota; Dinophyceae; Suessiales; Symbiodiniaceae.